Syngnathus typhle (broad-nosed pipefish) is the source of this 1478-nucleotide messenger RNA. Its product is annotated as metaxin-1-like. The transcript is spliced from 8 exons. Bases 52 to 1002 code for a protein of 316 amino acids. NCBI's taxonomy places the organism in Eukaryota, Metazoa, Chordata, Actinopteri, Syngnathiformes, Syngnathidae. Gene Ontology annotation, biological process: mitochondrion organization. The record is from RefSeq and is a predicted model, not a curated record. Gene Ontology annotation, cellular component: SAM complex.
CAAUCGACGUUGACAGUGACGAUUUGCUCGUCACUUCCGGCGGUGGGCAAGAUGGCGGCGCCCGAAGAGCUGUUCGUGUGGGAAGGAGACUGGGGGCUGCCGUCCGUCAAUAGCGAUUGUUUGGUAGUUUUGGCGUACGCUCAAUUUUCCGGUGCUCCUCUCAAAGUCCACAAGUUAAGCAACCCGUGGAGAUGUCCAGGAGGUACCAUUCCCGCACUGAGGACUGCCCACAAGGAGGCGCUGUGGCGACCCUCUGACAUCAUCGUCCACCUCCAAAAACAGAAGUACAACGCCGACUUUGACCUGUCGCCCAAGGAGGCCGCAGACAGCCUGGCUUUCGUCGCGCUGGUCCAAGAGAAACUCUCGCCGGCCGUGCUGUAUGCGCUGUGGGUGGAGCCCAAGAACUUUGCGGAGGUGACGCGGCGCUGGUACGCCGAGCAUGUGUCUUUCCCGCUCGGCCUGGUCUUGCCGGGCCGCAUGCGGCGCCAAGAGCUGGACAAAUUGCGCCUGCUGCGAGGAGACUCCAGCCUGGAGCCCGGCGACGAGCUGGAGAAGGAGUUGUACGACGACGCCACCAACUGCAUGGACCUGCUGGCGCAGCGACUCGGAAUGCAAAAGUUCUUCUUUGGAGACUCGCCUUCGUCUCUGGACGCGGUCGUGUUUGGCUGGCUGGCCCCCAUCCUCAAGUGCGAGCUCCCCAGCGGGAAGUUGCAGCAACAUCUCAAGUCACUGGACAACCUGCACGCCUUCUGCGGCAACAUUCUGCUGGUCUACUUCCCCCAGAACGACGGUCCCCGAUUGGGGUGUUCGGCCAAGAGCUAUGAUGUGGAGCACGUGCCCAACCGGCGCGUCAAGCAGUUCCUGUCGGCGCUGGCGGCGGUGGGCGCCAUGCUGUCAUAUGCCUUGCUCACCGGCAUGGUGUCCGUCCAGCGCGGCCACAAGGGGGCGCUGGAAGGGCGACAACAUUCGGCUGGCCCUGAGGACGACGAAGAUGAGGACUGACGUUGGAAGACAAGGACUGACGUAGACCGAUUUCGUUGGAAGACGAAGACUGACUUUGCAGACCGCUUCCGUUGAAAAAAAAGGACUGAUGUUGCAAACCGCUUUUUUGGAAUUUCUCCCGCGUUUCCUUCACGUUUCUCAGCCGUCUUUCCCUGUUUGACAUCAUCUACCUUUCUUGUUUCCUCUCUUUUGUUGCUCUGAUGUUUCCUCUGAGCUCCUGUCACAUUUCCUUCCUGCUUCCUCCAUGUUGACAUGUGAAAUGUCAUAAGUAGAAUCUUUAUUUUUUUUUUUUUGCCUUUUUGAAAUAGUGUCAGUAACGCUCAUGGGAGCUCCGCUCCCUCAGUCUGUACUCCAGCUGCACGCCUGACGCCAAAGCUCAGGAAUGUUUGCGUGUGCGUGCUGACGAGCUUAUAUGGAAGCAGUUUGAGUUGAGCUUCAUCAUCGGAGACAAAAUAAAGGCCCUGUAUCCAUGGCAA